AGAUAAAACAAUAUCUAAUUGCUGCUGUAGAAAAAUGAGAGCGUUUCGUUUCCAGCCCUUAGUGGUCUUUCCCGUCUUUGGUAUCCGGCGUUUCUAUGGUGGCCAAGGAGGUGCGCGUCCUCCACCACCUCGGUCCGGAGGACGGUAUCCGCGAGGCGGCGGAUCACCACCAGCCAGCAACCGAAACGUACCCAGCGAGCCACAAGUUAUUGCUCGACUGAUAGAACACUUUCCUAGCCAGGCGUCAUUUGUUCCCAUCAGUAGGUGGGCGACAGCCCUUCCGGAUGAUUUGCAGGAGGCUUUGGUGCCAUUCGGCGGUUUAAGCGCGUUUACUCGUGCCCAAGCGAACUUUUUUAUUGUUCGUCAGGAAAACGGGGUUACGGUGGCGUCUCUUUCUCCAAUGGGCUCCGAAUUGGCACGACAGCACACUAACAAGGAGAAACGCGAGCAAAAAAGGAUUGAGAAGUUGAAUCAAAGACGAGGCAGAAACGACCAGCGCAACCGCGGCGCUGGUCCUUAUGUUCCACCAUCAAAGAGGGAAUAG
Leptomonas pyrrhocoris is the source of this 544-nucleotide messenger RNA. RefSeq lists its product as hypothetical. The record is from RefSeq and is a predicted model, not a curated record. Lineage: Eukaryota; Euglenozoa; Kinetoplastea; Trypanosomatida; Trypanosomatidae. The transcript has a single exon. Bases 35 to 544 code for a protein of 169 amino acids.